AUGAUGUUUUCAUUAUGGUACAACGGACUUACUUUUGCAGCUGUCGCAAUUUCGCUUUGCGAUAAUGUCUAUCUGACGCGCGUAACAUCCUUCCGAAGUACCUGGACUGCUCUUUCCGGACUUUCAAACCCACCGCAUUCAUGGAAUCAACAGAACGGCUCUGCUCAAAGUCUAGGGCGUCCACGUCAUUUCCAUUGCAACGCACAGCUAUUGAUGGCCGCCAAGACUACUCCCCCGUUGCCCCAGAUCCUGCUUCGCGGAAUUCGAAGAUUGCACUCUGAAGUAUCGGGUAAAGAUCCCGAAAACUUCACACAACGCCCCCGGGUGAUUGCUGGCGACAAAUUUAGCGCGCUUGUGUGGUCUUCCUCCCCAAUGCCGAACAAUAUCCAGAUCAUCCUCGACGGAAAAACGGCCACUAUUUCGGGCAGUUCUAAUGAGCGCGCGACCAAAGCAGACUCUACCAGCCCAAAUACGCCUUCACAUAAUUCGGCAGAAUCCGCUUCUUCUAACCAGUCAAGCUCGAAUAAAGAUAAUUCCUCCUCCGACCAUUCUCACGGUUUCUUCAACUUUUUGCUGCAAGCGUGCGUGAUAAGUAUUCUCGUAAUAUGCAUCUACGAGAAAGGCCGGAAACGUGGCGCUCAGGAUUUGACGGCUCAACUUCCGGACGGCAAGAUCUUUACUGAUAGAGAGGGUUUGCGGAAAGAGGAAGAGGAGCUGAAACAGAUCACAGAGACAUUCAUGGUAUUCCACCCUUGCGGAAAGUGUGAUGGUGAGUUCAACGUGCACCACGACAUUCUACGAAACAAGAGAAAGGAGCUGGCGGAGAAGGUUGAGGGGUUGGACAAGAAAGAGUUGGAGCACGUCAGACAGCGCGCAAUGGUGCUCGAGGGAAAGUUGAAGGGGCAAAAAGCGUCGAUCGAGAUGGACAGAGCUCGAGAAAGUCCACGUGAGGCCGUCAAAGCGGGGAUCUUACCAGACGAGACAUAUACUGAGACAGUUGAUGGCCUUUACUCCGAAACUCCAAACUGCAGAGGUAGAAAAGCCGAUCCGUCCAUGGAACAGGCAGAAAUGUUCCCAUCAGCCAAUCUCGUAGUCCAGGUCCCCAGCCAGGGACCUGAGAUGAAUGAGACGCCUAGGACUGUGCGGCAUCGGGAAAAUUCCAUGGCCCACACUAAGCCAGAUACAAGAACUACCGGACCGCCAAGGAUGAAGACAGGGUCAAGUCCAGCAUCUCACGUGGUUCUCAGGAGUCUAUCUGCCGACUACGAUGCCGCAUGUGAGGAGAUGGGCCAGAUCAAGCGGGCGAAAGAAGCCCUAGAGACUCGUGAGAGGGAGUUGGAGGCCCAGGACAAUGACCGGAAGGAGCGUGUUCAGGAGCUCAAUGCACCGAAGUCUGAUCAGAUGUCGUCUAUUGCUUCGGGCAUGCUCCUUGGAUCUGCGCUGGCCUUUGGAGUCACGAUGAUGAUGUUAUGCACGAGUCGAGCAAUCUUCGCCGUCGCGUCCUGCAAGAUUUGGGGCUCGCUACACAUCCGCAGCUCCGAAAUCACAGCCUAUGUCUUCAUUGUCUCGGGUCAAUGGUCCAUUGACCGUGCUGCAGGUAUUGUGCGCUUCCUUCUACAAAGUGCUUACCGGCAUUGUCACACAUGGGACCAUGUGCUUGCAAGCGACCGCACUUGUGGAACUUUCAUUCAUCAACCACAUGGGAUUGAAAGAUAUGUCCAUUCCAAGCAGCUUACUGACACUCUGCCCGUCUCUCUUGUGAAAGAGCUUGGAACUGAUAAUCAAGGACUCGAUGACCAACACCCAAUAUGCGACCACUUUGACAUGGAUCAUGUCCUGCCCGCCCUGCUCAAACGUCUACCAAUUCUGCAGUCUUUCGGUUACGUUGGACCUCUGUCGGCCAAAGUUCUAGCGGCCAUUGUCCAGGUCGAUAGCUGGAGGGUAUUGCAGGUCAGAAAUGGCGACGAGGUGCUCAAGGGCCCUACGACUCCUACUCCAAUCGUCAUCGUACCCUGGACAGAUAUUACACUUGAUUGA
Messenger RNA from Letharia columbiana, 2037 nucleotides. RefSeq lists its product as uncharacterized. The record is from RefSeq and is a predicted model, not a curated record. NCBI's taxonomy places the organism in Eukaryota, Fungi, Ascomycota, Lecanoromycetes, Lecanorales, Parmeliaceae. The transcript is spliced from 3 exons. Bases 1 to 2037 code for a protein of 678 amino acids.